This is a messenger RNA of Ictalurus punctatus (channel catfish), 5754 nucleotides long. RefSeq names its product high-affinity lysophosphatidic acid receptor. Lineage: Eukaryota; Metazoa; Chordata; Actinopteri; Siluriformes; Ictaluridae. The record is from RefSeq and is a predicted model, not a curated record. Gene Ontology annotation, cellular component: membrane. The transcript has 3 exons. The coding region runs from base 1027 to 2142 and encodes 371 amino acids. Gene Ontology annotation, biological process: G protein-coupled receptor signaling pathway. Gene Ontology annotation, molecular function: G protein-coupled receptor activity.
AAUAUGUGGCACACUGAAUUAGUAGCUUUCCAACCGUAUGACUGUUCUUGAGUUUUUCCCCAAUAAUUCAUUCUCAUUCAUAACGUAUUCAGAUGAAAAAAUUUGGUUUGUCUGUUUUCAUUUAUAGCUGUAUUCCUGUAAAUGCGGUUCAUUUUGUAGAUUUGAACUAUGAAUUAACAUAAUAUCGCAUGGUAUCGUGAUACUUCAGUCAGUAUAGUAUCGUAAGAUAUGUUUAAGGUAUCGUGACAACCCUGUCCUCGAUACUACUACAGUAUAAAAUUACAUCGCAAGGGGAACAGCAUUGUAUUGCCUACUCUAGAAUAAGAAUCAAAAAAUGACUCGUAUAUGCGAAUCGGCUCCCAACGUUCACCUAAAGAGUCAGUUCAAAGAAUCGACACAUUACUCUUUCGGGCACAGCGAGUGUUUUUCCAGCAUAAUCGGGAGUAUUAGACGCUAGAUGAACAGAGCAGUUCAGUGAUACGAAACUGCAAAAACACACACAAAAGUUCAGUGAGUAUCUUAGCGAAAGAAGGUAUUUUUGGACGUGAGAAUGUAGGUGGCGGACCCGGCGCGUGUCCCUCUGAGGCGUGUGCGGCGCGCGCAUCCUCUCUCUCUCCUCACGAGCCAGAAAGCGCGCGCACAAACUGUUGAGGAAUGAGCCAGAAAUGUCUUGUUUUGAAAUGUCUCCCCCCCUGUUUGUUUUUAACGCCGCGACGUUCUGUACAGUCUCGAAAAUGGCCAGCUGACUGAACUAGCAGUCUGUCGCCUAGUUUAAAGGCGAGGGAAACCAGACGCGAGCUCUAGACUCUCACAAUCACGUCAAGCGCGAACCGACACAGAGGACUCGGCGUUCUCUGAUCAUCCCCAUGAUGCGGGUGUGGAUCAGCAUCAUCAUAGACAGACGACACUGCAUCACUGUUAUGAAGCAAGCUAUAUUUCAUGAUGCAGAAGAAUGGAAAUCAUAGACGAGGAGAAGGAAGCCGACUGGAUUAAAGUUGCUCCUGAUUUCCUACCAUCUUCACCAUCAUGAUGGUGUGCAACGUCAGUUCAGGAUGUGGUCUACCAGAACAUCACACACUCAGAUAUGUAACAAAUGUCACUGGGCUUCAGGAAACCACAAACUCCUCUUUAUCCACCAGCCUGAAGGUUGUGCUGUCUGUUAUAAUGGUGGUCAUCAUCACCAUCGGUUUUCUCGGAAACGCCAUCGUCUGCCUCAUAGUUUACCAAAAGCCGGCGAUGCGUUCUGCCAUCAAUCUGUUACUAGCCACGCUGGCUUUCAGCGACAUCAUGCUCUCACUCUUCUGCAUGCCUGUGACCGCUGUUACCGUGGUGUCCCAUGAUUGGUGUUUCGGACUGGACUUUUGCCGCAUCACGCUCGUGCUCUAUUGGCUCUUUGUUCUGGAAGGCGUGUCCAUCCUGCUGAUCAUCAGCGUGGACCGCUUUCUCAUCAUCGUGCAGCGGCAAGACAAGCUGACGCCGAGUCGUGCUCGCAUGUUCAUCGCCGCGUCCUGGUUGUUCUCCUUCUGCUUGGCCUUGCCUGCUGCCGGCAGCGUGCCAACUAUUAAAGCGUCACGCUGUGUUUUGGGCUACAUCGAGUCCCCUAACCGCGGCUACACACUGCUGCUGGUCAACGCUGUCUUUUUCGUGCCCGUGAGCGUCAUGCUGGUCUCCUAUUUGCGCAUCCUAAACACGGUGCGCCGCAACGCCUUGCGUGUCCACAACCACACCUUCCCCAGUCCUGAACAUGGAGGAAAAGUGAGUUUGCCGGUUCUACGGCGCCCCCCGCAGCUCAGCGUGGACGUGAGCUUCAAGACUCGGGCCUUCACUACGAUCCUUAUCCUUUUUGUUGGCUUUUCCGUGUGCUGGCUGCCCCACACGGCGCUCGGCCUCUUGGCUGCUUUCAAUCAGAAGUUCUACACGAGUAACGAGUUUUACGCAGCAAGCGUUGGGGCGCUGUGGCUCAGCUACUUGAAAGCUGUGUUUAACCCUGUGGUGUACUGCUGGAGGAUCCGCAAGUUCCGCGAGGCCUGCGACGAGUUUGUGCCCAGGAGCUUCAGGAUGCCCAGGCUGAGGGCACGAGGUGGACCCAGGGUCCGUCCCUGCAGCAUCUACGUCUGCGCCGAGAGCCAGUCAGCCAUGUGAUGCUUUGCCAGACAUGAUGUUACUUGGACCCUCGAUCGUUCAUUCAUCUUCAGUAACCUCUAUAUCCUGGACAGGGUAACAGUGGAUCUGGAGCCUAUCCCAGGAACACUAGGUGUAAGGUGGGAACACAACCAGUACAUUGCAGUGCACCAUAUGCGCACACAUUCACACUCUCAUUCACACCUUGGGCCAAUUUAUCUUAGUCAGUCCACCACCAUGUUAUUGGGAGGUGGGAGGAGACUCGCACAGGCACAGGAGAAACAGCGUACAGACGUAACUCGAACUCAGGACUGAACCAGGGACCCUGGAGCAGUGAGGCACUACACACAACAAGAUGCUUCUAAUAUGAGCUGUUACGCUGUUUCUGUUUGAAUUGUUUUUAAUUAAGCUGCUCGAAAUUCACCUCUGACCAGGUCCGAGUUACCCAAAAGUAUCACAGUGCAAAAGGUCAUGCUUUUUAUCUUGGACCUUUUAGCAGAUAUGUAACAUUUGACUUAAAUUUUUAAUUAAUUCUCUUUUUUUUUUCCAGUUUGGAAUUAUAUUUAUACCAAACGUACAGAUGGGUAAUAUCACAAAAAAAAAAAAAAAAAAACCCAUCAUACCGCGAUACUUCAAGAUGUAACUACAGCAUUUUGGUUUUGUAAUUUGAUAAAUAAUUAUAUUUCAUGAUAAGCACCAACAAAACAACGGAGCCACUUUAUGGAAAAACUGUAUACAAAAUGAAGAUAUUUAAUGUACAGUAUCGAUAUUCUGAGUGUAUGGUAUCAGUUCAUGGGUUUACAUAUCCCUUUAUGGGUGAUAUAUAUUUUCUCAUUCUAGAGUUAUACAGUCUAUACUUGCAGACCCUUCGCCUUUAACGAACACCAAUAAUAUUAAACCUCAGAGGCUCUGCAUAGCCUAACACCUUGCACAUUGUUCUUGACCUUGAUCUUUUAUAUCUCUGACAGACACGCACACACACUGCCUACAUCAGGUCUGGAGACUGAAGGGCAUGGCACAACCUUCAGGAUAUGUUUGCCUUGUAUUUUGGAACUGCUGUUUACUAACAAUACAUCUAUCCAAUAUCUGUACCAUUUAUCCUAUACAGGGUCGCAGGGAGCGUAGAGCUUAUCCCAGGGGACUCGGGGCACAAGGCAUGGGACACUCUGGACAGGGUUUUUUUUUUUGUUUGUUUGUAUUUUUUGGAAAUCAGUGUAAAUCAGUAUAAACAUAGCUACUUUUUCCAUCUAGAAACAUAGUGAUACAAACGUUGCCUUCAGCUGUACGUUUAGAGAUAGUAGUUACCAAGGAAACCGAUAGAAAUGCAUAUACACCUGAUGAUACCAGCGAUACUCAGGAUGUUACUGAUAUCAUACCCACUUAUCGUCCAGCCCUAACCAGACACACACAUUCGGGUCGGUACAGGUGUAAUCGGAAGUAUUUUAGCCUGCAUUAAAUCAGUGGUCUCCAAUGAAUCCAGUUUGCUCUCGUUAAAGGAAAAAUCCACCCUGAAUGACUCGCAUAUUAAUCUUUAUAAUUAACCUGUGAUAAUCUUCAGUGGUGUCCAGUGGAAUUCCGAUUUUCCUUUUUUUUUUUUUUUUAAUUUAGUUUAAACAUCUUUCAUUGACGCAAUGUUCUAUUUUCACUUUGUGACGCAGCAGCGCUUUAAGUCCGUUAUCCUAUCCAGCUGUCCGAUCUCACAUAUAGCAGUAGACAACUCCUGACCUCUCACGGAAAUAACGGAAAUACUGCACCAACCAACAAAAUGGCACCGGAAGCACAAAAAGUGCCUCAGGGUGAAGUUUUUAAAAAAAAAAAAAAAAAAGUUCUCCUCCGUUCAGGUUGCUAACGGACAAGCUGCAAGACACAGGUGUAAAUAUUUCUUCCAGAUUGUGUACUAAAAGAUGCACAGAAAGUCACGACUAACAUAAGCAGUCAAGUUUAUUAAAAUGGACAUCUUUACAUUUGUACAUUCCAACUACACGGCCAUCCAUUUACAAAGCGACAAACAGUUAUAAAUACAGUAUGUACACGAGUAGAUAUGCGUUUAUAAAAUACUCGAGUGGAUAGAAAGAGGCAGACGGAUUCCGUCUGCAGUAUUAAGGGUCAGGCGGCUGUAGUUAGAUGCACUCGUGAUCAGGGAGAGGAGGUUAGAGUCUGUUACAUGUUAAGACCAGGUCAAGUGUCAUGACAACAUUGAGGGCCGGGUUUGAUCGAGAAAAAAAAAAAACAAAAAAACAGCGUAGUCAUAAACGCCGUUACGAUCUGCACCAUUCUAAUAGAUAAGAUAAUCGUAACACUACAGUGCUUUUGGAAAACCAGGCCCUGGAUUAUAGACACUGUCAAACAAUCGUACGGAUUCGACAUCAAAAGACGUGUUGAUGUUAUUUCCUUCUUUUUUUUUUUUGCUGUACACAUUGAUUUAAUUCGUCUAUGCAUAACAUUUGUUUUUUCUUCAUUUUUGUACAGUGAAAUCUGCAAACGUUUACAUCCAAUAAAAGCUGAGCCUGAACCAGUCCAUAAGCAGGUGUCGGUGUGUGUCUCCACGAGCAGGUGUGUGUCUUUGGUUCCUGCCCAUGCACCGGUUGAAGUAUUGAUAUCGUAGGCAGUGGUUAUACUGUGCUUGAGAUUUUAGAACGAGCCUCCGCCAGGGGCAUCAUCAUGCCGCUCUCACUCCCAGUCUCUCACACAAAAGCAUUCCCAAUCAACAUGUGCAUGUCGCAAAAUAUAUUCAAAAACACACUACCGUUAUUAGACGGCAAGACCUUCAUUAUGCUAUUCAAUACUUUUUGAAAUAUCUCUGUUAUUCACAGCUUAGCAUUUAUAAGACUCGCAGCUCAAACGAAGGACUUGACGAGAAAUGCGCGUAUGCGAAACGAGUGUUCUUCUGCCCUGUCGCGUAGCACGAGCAGCUGUUCAAGAAGAUGCACUGGCUUCACAUGGUAGCAUGUUAGGGAAAGGCUAGCUAGUGAGUGGGGAUUGGCAAUGACUCAAACUGGGAGAAAACAUUUUCUUAAAAAAAACAAAAAAAAAAAAAAAAACAAACAAUCUUUGAAUCUAUGUUCUUCAUUCACAAAUUAAAAAAAAAAAAUCGUAUUACUGAAGAUUCAGAACAAGAGAGCUUUGAGAAAGUUUGAGAAAUUACAAAUGUGGUUCUUUCUUUGUCCUCAUCAUAUAUUACUAGGGAUGUAAUGGAAUAUGAAUACAUUCAGAAAUGAUCAGUGUGUCCUAAACAGAUACAAAGCCAGGCAUUCUAUUCUUUUAACGCUUGCUAGAAAUCUGGUUAAGACUAGAGGUGUGGAUUAGAGAGGAAUCCAACAGGAGGCAAUAAAAAGUCUUUCACUUUCACGUGGGCGGAAAGUGGGACAAAGAAAGAACAAAUUGAUUAAACGUGAGCGUGACGCAUUUAGAACGGCCAUUCAUUCAAAAUACCUGCCUGGUCAGGGUCGUGGUGAUUAAUAUCUAUCCCAUAAUAUCUAGAUAGAAAUAAUCAAGCCUAAGCAUGUUUAUGAUUCUAUGGAAUUAAAAAUCUAAUUACUUUUUUUUUACAUUUGGACAGAAAUAUCUUGCAUUUGUUUCUAAAAUAACCGCGUCCCUGUCGGCACAGACGUGAAGAGCAACUUUGGUGUCCUG